Molecule: messenger RNA, 3797 nt
Organism: Oldenlandia corymbosa var. corymbosa
Lineage: Eukaryota; Viridiplantae; Streptophyta; Magnoliopsida; Gentianales; Rubiaceae
Source: the annotation of a GenBank genome assembly
GAUAAAUAGAAAAUUUCCAGGGUUUGGUGCCGCUAGACUGCUGAGCUUGAAAACCUUAGCAAAGUCCGAGGAAAUUGACCGAAUAGCUUGUCGACGUCGUCGUCUUCUUCUUCUUCUUCUUCACUGUAAGUAACUCUGGUUUUUGUUGAUUUACAUUGAAUUGGUUGUUGUGUUGUUUGUUUGAUUGAUUUCGUUGCUGGAAUUAUGUAAACAAGAGUAUGUUGAGUUACAAGUUUGAUGGGAAGUAAUUCCAGAUCUGUUUUCGGUUUUAGGAUUUUGAAUUCUGACAAUUUACUUUGCUUGAAUAAAGUGUUUAGCUUCUUAGAUGUAACCGUUCGGACUUCGAAUUUGGUUUUGGCUUUGCUUUGCUAUCUGGGGUGGACUUAAAAAUUUGGGAAAAAGCAUACGUUAUUACUGCUGGAAGAUUUUUUAGGUUAGUAUCUAUCUGAUUAUGUUUCUUUGUUUAUCUGCUUGUGUAUUGGCUUAGAACAUAAUUACUUGAGGCCAUGACAAUGAUCCUCUGUUUCUGAUUGAAUCUGUAUUAAUUUAUCCUGCUCUGGCAGAAUUAAUUCGUAGUGCUCAAAUAUGUUAUUGUAAUCUGGGUUCUAAAAAUUCCACCCUUUUCUUCUAGCUAGAGGAUUUGUUUUCCUUGAUUAUAUCCCCCUCUUCCCUGCGCAGAGAAGCACUUGAAUCAUGUCUGACGAGGUUGAGUACCGCUGCUUCAUUGGAAAUCUUUCCUGGUCGACUUCUGACCGAGGUCUAAAAGAGGCAUUUGAGAAGUUUGGCCAUCUUGUUGAUGCAAAGGUUGUUGUGGAUAAGUUUUCUGGACGUUCCCGUGGGUUCGGAUUUGUAACAUUUGAUGAAAAGGCAGCAAUGGAAGAUGCCAUUGAGGCAAUGAAUGGGAUGGAUUUGGAUGGCCGAUCCAUCACUGUUGACAAAGCGCAACCUAACCAAGGUGGAGACCGUGACAGUGAUCGGCCGCGUGAUCGUGAUCGUGGCCGUGAUAGAGAUCGUCGUGAUUAUGGUGGUGGUGGCGGUGGUGGUCGUGGAUCUGGUGGUGGAGGGGGAGAAUGCUUCAAGUGUGGUAAACCGGGGCAUUUUGCUAGGGAAUGUCCUGAAGAUGGUGGUAGGGGUGGUAGUAGAUAUGGUGGUAGGGAUGACAGAUAUGGCGGCAGUGGUGGCGGUGGAGGAGGCGGCGGCAGAGGUGGUGGCCGCUAUGGACCUGAAAGGAAUGGCGAUCGUUUUGGUAGCCGUAGUAGAGAUGGCGGUGGUGGGGGAGGUGACCGUUACAGUCGUGAUCGUUCUGGGCCCUAUGAUCGUCGGAGUGGUGGCAGCUUUCGUUAAGUGCACACCUGAACGCCGCGGCUGGGUAUCAUGCUGAAGAAUGGAACUGGUGCUACUUCUUGGAAGCAAAUGGCUUGAAGUUCUUUUGCAAAGGAUAUUUUCUUCUAAGUGUGCUGGCAAAGUGGAUCGACCUUUAGAAUUCAUGAACUUGGCUCUAAUAAUCUACUGUUUUGUGUCCUUGAAUGUUCGACUUUGGUUCGAAGGGUUUUCUAUCAGUUUUAUUAUUGCUGCUGGUUGUCUGCUUUGUUGCAUUGGCCAUUCACUAUCCUUAUUUGCUACGGGGUUCAUAAUGAUGUUUUACACGGGCAAUAGCACGUUGCAAGUAUUGCAUUGUAUGUGUGGUUUGACGACUUGUGGUGUGAGGCCUUAAAUUCGGUGUUAGGGAAACUUGGGCCAGACCUUCAGGGUUUCCUGUUUCUUGAGGUGUAGAUGCUCCGUGAGAAGCUGUUUGUUCUAUGUUCUGGGUUAGAAAGAUUUUAACAAAAAAGGAAGUUACUCGGGUAAUGUCUGUUUUUCUUCAAAUAUGUUGUCAAGCUUGCAUGACACUGAAACUCUCUGCUCUUUCAGUCUUUUGGUUAUUAAUAUCUUUAACCCUUUUGGCAGGCUACUUGGCUGAUAUUGGCUCUCUUUGCUAAUUGGAUAGUUUUUUAGUUAAUAAAAUUGAGAAAGCUUUUUGGAUGCUACAACUUCUGGAAAUCACCUUGUUAGUUAUACUUAGCAUCUGGGAGAAUUGGUGAAGGGAGAGUCAUGUCCAAUUUAAACUUGCCGAGUUCAGCAACUUGUGUCCUCUAUUUUGUUGUGGUCCUUCCUGUCUUUGAUUCGGUCCGAUCUCUUUGGGACAACAUCCUUCUGAUCAUCUCUUUGGAACAAGAUCCUUCUGAUCAGUUCUUGAACCGUCCUGGUUAUAGUUGCUGAGAUCCAAACUAGUGAUAAAUGUCUGUUCGAAAUUGCAGUGUUGCUCCUAGUUCAGCUCAUGCUCUUCCAGAUACCACUCGAGGAUGGAUCCAUGUUUCUAAAAUUUCUUCAAGUUAGUGUGCUCACUUCUUGGCCAGAAAUGAGGAUUUGGGUUCUUGGGAUAUUUGCCUGUUCAAACUUUUUGUUUGUUUGUUUUUUUUAAAAAAAAAAAACUUGCAUGUUAUUUUAUGUUUUUCACAGAUUAUGUCCCUAGUUUUUAUUUUGUUUUCCUGUUGUCUUGUGAAGUGAUUUCUUCUCCCUACAAGGAAGCGGAAGGAUGCAUUCGUUUUUCUGUGAUUUUGUUCUGGUAUUUCUUUUCCUUUUUCUUUGUUUUUUGGUUUAAGUUUGUGGUUAUUGUCUGAGAUUUUGUUCUGACAAUGUUCUUGGUUCAGUCUCGUUGUCUUGAUGGCUGUUUUCCCUUUCUUGCAUAUUAUUAUCCCGUUUCAGUCUCGUGAUACCAACCUGCUUUUGCCAAAUUGUUAGUUUUAGGAAUACAAAUAUAUUCAAAACUAGAAUGAUCUACUAACCCCAAGAAAAAGAAAAAAAAAAAUUACCACCAAAAAAUUAUUGUUUGUUUUGAAUUUUUAUUUUUAGUUCGAAUGGUAUGAAACAUGAAAUCUCAAAUUAGAUAAUAAUUUUGGCACAUCAAUACAAACUUUCCCAAGCAGAAUUAGCCUUUUGUAAAUCAGCUGCUGGACUCUGUUGAACUGAAUGAAAUGUAUUAAUUAUGCUACACGGAUCAACCCCUAGUUCUGGACGACUGACCAACCCAAAUAUGAUGCGCGGAUGGAGGUAACUCAUUCCAUUUAAUUUACCCAAAUCAGAUGUGCGGACGAGGGAACCCAUUCCAUUAAAUUUCGGAGAGCCAUUUUGUGAUAGUCACAGUGAUUUUUGAGGUUUGCAACAAUUCUACAAAUAUACUGUUAACUCAUUGUUAGCAGAGACUGAGAUUUAUGUUCUGUAUAUUGCAAAAUGAUCAUUUUUUUGUUGCGAAUGAAAAAGAAUAAAAAUUAGAUAAUUAUUUUGCGAGAAAGAGCAAAAAGAGAAAAACAAAUAAAAAGAAAAAGCUUAAUUUGAGCAAAGUAUCACACGUUAACAUUUAAAAGGUGAUGCAAUAUUUGGCCUCUCCAUAAGAAAGAUAAAAACGAACUCAAAGUCUCUUUGUUCUUAGUUUAAGCCUCUCCAAAUAGUAGCUGAUCCUUUUUUUCUGAUUUGUUUUUCCAAGUAUUCUUCGUAUCUGAUUUAUAAGACACGAAUUAAAAUUAAAUCUAGUUUAAAUUGGUGCAGAAUGGACGGAAUCCGGAUUGAGAAAGUGAAAGAAUCAACCAAAUCCACCAAAAAAAUCGAAAGAUGAUCACUAGACCUUCCUAGUUUUUGUAGUUGAAAACUUGGUGCCAUCUUUUGUAACUAUAUAUACUUUCAUUGUGAUAUUAGUAAAAUUUUUCAGUUUAACAGCAUCGCUUUCUGUCUUUUAUCUUCGGUUUUAUGCUUUUGUUGAU